AUGGCGCCGAGGCGCUACAGUGACCUCCCCAACUUUGAACUGACGGCAGAGCAAGCCUCUUCCGGCUCGCCUGGCUCAGGACUCCCGUCUCCGGCCUUCACCAAGUUCAAGCUCAACGGCUCGCCUCGUAACCGCGCCGUCAACCUUCCGCUUUCUCCGGCGCCGACCUCUCCCAGGCCCUGGCUCCAGUCUCCGUGCACUUCAGCAGGCCCGUCUCGAGCCCAUUCGCGCCAGUCUUCCCGAGCCGGCACUCCGUGUCUCUCACGAAGACCGUCCAUCCUCCAGGAAGAGGAUCCAGACAGUGACGAGUACCCACCAGGCUCAUCACCGCCCCCACCGUACCGCCCCUCGUCGCCCCCGGCCCCGGCCUCUCCGCUCCUCUCUCCGACUCCGCACCACGCACAGCCGUGUCUUGUGCGCAUCGCUGAACGACGCAUCGUUUUAGCAAAUUCAAACGUCACCGUCCCAAUGUCGUCCGCAGGUGGAAUGAAGCGCAAGGUGGUGAUCCUUGGAUCUCCCAGUGUUGGUAAGACGUCGAUCACCCAGCAAUACGUCACGCCCCCGACGUACAACGAGCAAUACUACCCGACGAUUGAGUCCACAAAUCAGAAGACGGUCAAGUACAAGGGCAUCGAGUACGACUGCGAGAUUGUCGACACUGCCGGACAGGACGAGUUCUCGCUUUUCCCGCCCAAGUACGCGACCGGCGUUCACGGCUACAUGCUCGUGUACAGCAUUGCGUCCCGACAGUCGUUCGAUAUGAUCACGACGUUGUACGAGAAGAUCCUCGACCAGGGAGGCCUCGAGAAGGUCCCGUGUGUCAUUGUUGGACAGAAGUGUGACCUGAAGGACGAGCGAAGGGUCACCGCGGCCGAGGGCCAGGCGCUUGCGAAGAAGCUCGGCGCUGCGUUCGUCGAGUCCUCCGCCAAGGACAACAAGAACGUCGAGGGCGCCUUUGACGCCCUCCUCGCUGAGAUGCAGCGCGAGUACAAUCCGGCUCCCCCGGCGCCGGCCAAGUCCAAGUGGUGGCCGUGGUAG
Molecule: messenger RNA, 1038 nt
Organism: Trichosporon asahii var. asahii CBS 2479
Lineage: Eukaryota; Fungi; Basidiomycota; Tremellomycetes; Trichosporonales; Trichosporonaceae
Product: RHEB small monomeric GTPase
Exons: 2
Coding region: 1-1038 (345 amino acids)
Biological process (GO): small GTPase-mediated signal transduction
Cellular component (GO): plasma membrane
Molecular function (GO): GTPase activity; GDP binding; GTP binding
Source: RefSeq, a predicted model, not a curated record